UUCUCCUCCUCCUGAUACUGCUAAGAGGAGGAGGGCCAUGAUGAUGGGGCUAGGAGGCCAGGCCUGGCAGUCGGGAAAUAGGCGGGGUCCAGGAGGAGAGAAAGAUGGCAGAGACAGAGAUUCAGCGGCUGUUGGGUGUGGGGCUGGUUGUGAACAUCUUUCCACCAUAGAAAAAGAUACCAAUGGAGAUGCUUUGUGGGUUUGGUGUUACCCUUCUACGACAAUUGAAUUAAGAGAUCUCUUGUUGAGAAAAUGCUGCCUUACAGAUGAAAGCAAACAGCUUCACACCUUCAUAUUUGGUCAGUACAGAAUGACAUGGUUUUACAUUACAACCAUGGACGUUCAAGACUCUUCAGCUUUACAAAAGGUGACACAUUUUUCCAUUGUCUUGACUACUAAAGACUUUAACCCAGAGAAAUAUGCAGCCUUCACUCGGAUCCUCUGUAGAAUAUACCUAAAAUAUGGGAGUCCUGUGAAAAUGAUGGAGAGUUAUAUUUCUGUCCUGACAAAAGGAAUCUGCCAGAGUGAAGAAAAUGGUUCUUUCCUAAGCAAAGAUUUUGAUGUCCGAAAAGCUUACCUUGCAGGUUCAAUCAAAGAUAUAAUUUCUCAAUUUGGAAUGGAAACAGUCAUCCUGUAUACUGCAGUUAUGUUAAAGAAAAAAAUUGUAGUGUAUCACCCAAGAAUAGAAGCUGUCCAGGAGUUUACAAGGACUCUACCAGCCUUGGUAUGGCAUCGGCAAGAUUGGUCAAUCCUUCAUUCUUAUGUACAUCUGAAUGAUGAUGAAGUGGAAGCAUUAAAAAUGUGUCCAGGUUACAUUGCUGGAUUUAUUGAUUCAGAAGUGAGCAACAGGCCAGAUCUCUAUGAUAUAUAUGUAAAUUUGGCUGAAAGUGAAAUUACCAUUUCACAGCAAGCAAAAGAGGCAAUGACAAUGGGGAAACUGCACAAAGAAAUUGGGCAGCUCAUUGUUCAGUCUGCAGAGGAUCCAGAUAAAUCCAACAGUCAAGUUGUUAAGGACAUUUCACUGAAAACAAAAGAAAUCUUGACAAAUCUGGCCUCCUUCACAGAGGUUCUCUGUGACGGCGAGAAGCCAUCCCUUAACUUUGAAGCACUGAAACAGAAGCGAUUUCCACCGGCAACUGAAAAUUUCCUCUACCAUUUAGCAGCUGCUGAACAAAUGCUUAAGAUCUGAUGUCUUGGACAAACCUCAGUAUAGCACUUCAAAGGAAAACUCCUCUGUGGCAUAAUAUUUUAUCCCAUAUCUGUGUAAAACAUUUAGCAGGGAAAUACCGCAUUUUUAUCUUCAUGCAAAGGGACUGAGUGACAAAGAUUCCUGCAGUGUGUAGUGGGAUGCACUUCCAUUUUUCUAGUUCUGACAUGAUUUUCUACGAGAUGCAACAGAUUUUUAAAGACAAAGGAAAGGCAAAAAUCUACUAUUCUUCCAGCAAAAGAUGUGAGGGCAUAGUUGUUUUGAGCUGCAAGUGUCUUCUGUGCAUUUUGGUGAAAUUAUAAUGGAAAAGGUUUACCAGCAUUAUUAUAUAAACAGAAUGCUUCAUAAGUGAUGCAAAAGAAAGAAAGCCAUUUAAGUUAAGAAGAAAAAGUCCUUUGUCUCGUCUAGCUGUUUAUACAACUGCCAUGAAGCCAAGGAGGUAUACACAUGACUGAAGUCCUUUGAACAUUCAACAAGUAAGUGAGAGGGUGUAUAAAAUGUGGUGGACAGAGUUGCCAAUGGAAGGGACAACUUCACCCCUUCCUGCUGCUUUUCUGCAGCUACACCUCCCCAUGUGCCACAGUAAGCAUACACCUAGAAUCUUGCAGGUUGAAUACUGAGUGGAGGCAAAGUGUGCACAAAUUCCCAUAGGCCAUUUAUCUGUGAAAACUCAGCAGUCAGGCUGGUUUUCCCAUAAAGUUGCCAUUGAAGUUUGAAUACAUGCUUGUGUAGGUUAGGGUUUUAACUCCAAACCAUAGAUACUAUAAAUCAAGGGUUUUGCAGAAGUCUGAUAACUGAAGGACCACUUCUGCAUUUUGCUAUAUAAGAUCCGUUUAUGAUUUUUGCCUUCAUACAUAUAUGCCUUAGCAUGUGACUAAAUUAGCAUGGGCUAAAUCAAGCUAUUCCCAACAAGAAUGUUGUCAGUGCAUUGAAUGAAUGGGCUUCUUAAGACAACACUUCCAUAAAUCCUAUUGAAUCAGUGGGUUUUUCAGCCCUAUAUGCUCAAUUUUUAAAAAAGCAGUUAUUCCAACCCCUAACACAUUUUGAAAUAGCAUUCAUUUAUUUAAUAAUCAUCACUGUAUUCAGUAUUAAUUUGAGAAUCAUUUGGCCUUCAUUUAUAUUAUAAAAAGGAACCUGAGUUAUAUGUUGUAAUAUAGAAGAAAUGGGCAAGAAUUGCAAAUCUAAAUUAGUCCUAGUAAGUUUGUAAGCAUGACUACUGCUCCCCUAUUUUCAGGGAUCUGUCAUUCUCUUUUGUACAAAAGUGUAUGUUGACCUAAAAAUGUCUAUAUCUAAAAGCCAACUUACUACAUUUUUUCA
Sceloporus undulatus (fence lizard) is the source of this 2524-nucleotide messenger RNA. RefSeq names its product DENN domain containing 10 (gene DENND10). Gene Ontology annotation, biological process: protein transport; regulation of early endosome to late endosome transport. Gene Ontology annotation, molecular function: small GTPase binding; guanyl-nucleotide exchange factor activity. The record is from RefSeq and is a predicted model, not a curated record. Lineage: Eukaryota; Metazoa; Chordata; Lepidosauria; Squamata; Phrynosomatidae. Bases 38 to 1189 code for a protein of 383 amino acids. The transcript has 9 exons. Gene Ontology annotation, cellular component: late endosome.